UUUUUUUUUUGCUCUGAGAAUCAAAACCCACCAGGCCACGAAACCGCUCAAAAGUAGAAAACAUUGCAUAAAAUUCCAAAUCCAAUAUCCAUUUUCUCAUCUCUUCGCUCUUCCCCGCCCGCACUCAAGACUCUUCAGCUAAUCUCCGAAGGUUUUUCUGCUUCUGAGUUCUAAGGAGCGCUUAUUAACUUGGAAUUGGAGUUAACUGUGAGCGUUUAAUCCAACAAGGAAGAAGUAUGGUGGGAUUUUCUUUUCCCUUUGGUUUAGUAUCCAUCUCUGGCUAUCUUGCCCCUGAGAAAGAAUUUCACUUGCUGGCAUCUGUCUUCUUUGGCAUCAUUCUCUGCAAUAUUGUUUACAGAUUAACGAGGCUUAUUAGCCUUCUUAGCGUCGAGGGAUAUGACAAACUCACCAAAGCAGAAAAAGUUGAAUGGAACAACCGGGGGUUCUCAACUGUUCAUGCUAUUGCCGUAGCAUUUGCAUCUUUUUACCUUUUAGUGCUGUCAGAUACUUUUCAUGAGGAUCAUCGUGAUGAGCCAAUCAUUAGUAGAAGAUCUACCUUUUCAGAUACAACAUUGGGGAUCUCCAUUGGAUAUUUUCUGUCAGACUUGGGAAUGAUCUGUUGGCAUUUUCCUGCUUUGGGUGGACUGGAGUAUGUUUUGCAUCAUGCACUGUCUAUGUACUCAAUCAUUCUCUCCCUUUUAAGUGGAAAAGGCCAGAUUUACAUACUAAUGGUUCUGUUCUCUGAGAGCACGACUCCUUUCGUAAACAUGAGAUGGUAUUUGGAUGUUGCUGGUAAGAAGAACUCUAACCUGUACGUCUUCAAUGGCGUAGCAUUGUUCCUCGGGUGGCUGGUUGCAAGGAUUCUUUUGUUCGUUUACUUUUUCGUCCACAUGUAUAUCCAUUUCGAUCAAGUCAAGACAAUCUUCCCUUUAGGAUUUUACAGCUUGCUCCUGGUGCCUCCAAUGUUGUCUAUGAUGAAUCUCAUUUGGUUUUGGAAGAUAACCAAAGGUUUGAUCAAAACUGUUUCAAAGGCCAAACACAGUGAUUGAUCCUUCUAUCUUGCAAGUCGGGAAUUCGACCUACCCAAAUGCACAUUACUUGUACGUCUUCUUCCCUUGUUUCUUGAUUGAAUGUGAAAGGCGAAUGGAACAAUCACUAGAUGUGGAUAACUUGUUGGUACAUAAAUUUUUGGUUCUCAUCAACUUUUAUGUCAUAUUUUUUGUUACUACUGGAGAUUAAACUCGAAAACUCAUAUACGUCGCCAUUUUUCGUGAAGAGUUCGAGUCAAUAUCUAAGCCCUUUACUUGCAGAACUUCCGAUGAGAUUGGGGAUGAAAUGGAGUAGCACUGUCUUUUAUGUCUCUUCCAACUUCAACUCGUACGAAUGAGUUGUGCCAAAAUUGUUAUCCGUUGAUUAUGAAAAUGAUUUUCACAUAC
Messenger RNA from Malus domestica (apple), 1436 nucleotides. NCBI's taxonomy places the organism in Eukaryota, Viridiplantae, Streptophyta, Magnoliopsida, Rosales, Rosaceae. The record is from RefSeq and is a predicted model, not a curated record.